Messenger RNA from Zingiber officinale, 994 nucleotides. Its product is annotated as glycine-rich cell wall structural protein 2-like. Bases 48 to 812 code for a protein of 254 amino acids. NCBI's taxonomy places the organism in Eukaryota, Viridiplantae, Streptophyta, Magnoliopsida, Zingiberales, Zingiberaceae. The transcript has a single exon. The record is from RefSeq and is a predicted model, not a curated record.
CCUUCUUCCCCCUGCGUCCGCAACAUAGCUAGUAGCGUGCAGCUGAAAUGGCUAAUAGAGCUCGCGUUAAGUCUUGGGCUGUCGUCUUCAUCGCCCUUGUGAGCUUCCAGCUUGCGUUGGCAGCUAGAUCGCUCACCGGGGCUGCAGCAGGAGGCGGCGGUGGAGGUGGAGGAGGAGGCGGCGGCGGAGGUGGAGGCGCUGGCAGUGGUUCCGGAUAUGAAUCCGGCUCCGGCGCUGGAUAUGGUGUGGGUGUCGGUGGAGGGAGUGCCGGAGGGUAUGGUAAAGGAGGCGGCGGUGGUGGUGGCGGAGGAGAAGGAGGCGGCGGUGGCUCUGGCUCUGGGUCCGGCAGCGGUUAUGGGUCGGGAUACGGUGAAGGCGUUGGAGGAGGAAGCGCCGGAGGGUAUGGGAAAGGUGGUGGCGGCGGCAGCGGCGGAGGUGGCGGUGGGGGAGAAGGGGGAGGUGUAGGCUCCGGCUCUGGUUACGGACAAGGGUCUGGAUCGGGUUACGGUGCGGGCGGUGGGGCUGGUAAUGCCGGAGGAUACGGAAAGGGAAGCGGCGGUGGAGGUGGCGGCGGCGGAGGAGAGGGCGGUGGUGUUGGGUCGGGAUCCGGGUCCGGUCAGGGUUAUGGAUCUGGAUCUGGCUCCGGCGCGGGUGGUGCACAUGGUGGUGGCUACGGUCGUGGCGGCGGCGGUGGAGGUGGCGGCGGUGAGGGAUCAGGUGGGGACUCCGGCUCCGGCUCCAGCUAUGGGUCUGGGUCUGGGUCUGGGUCUGGGUCUGGACACGGCGGUGGCGGCGGAAAUGGCUAUAAUUAGAUGACUAGCUUUUUAUGGUAUUGUACGAGUAUAAUAAACGAAAGCUAUUUUGCUAUUUAUAUAGGAAAGCAAGCCGCCCAUUAGCUAGUUGACACGUUAGACGUGCACCCCGAUCACACAGCCGCCGCGGUAUUUUUUUUCAGUAAUCAUUUCAAAGAAUAAUUACGAAAUCUUUCAAGAAA